CCCUGAUCCACCUCACCCUCACCAUCCUCACCAUCACUCUCUCCACCAGCGCCAUAUUUCUAUCUUUACUCUAACAGAGACUGGAUAUGCAGUCUUCAAUCUCGAACGCUCCUACAAUCGCCUCCCGCAACUACGCUCCCAGCCACACUGCCCCGACAUCUCUUUCUUCACGAUACACGACGACUCAUCCAAGGAACAAGGGUGCCCGCCGACGACCCUCGAGAUAGCCAACAGCGCAUAACCUCCUGCCGAUAUACAGUCUCUACAUGUCGAGUUCCAACAACGCGCCGUCUCCGAGAGCCCCUCGGGGUAAGCACCAACACUCAAAGAGCGCAACCCAGGUGCACCCCCCCAACGCAGGAACCCAGGCCCCGCGGCGUCCAAGAGGCAAUCGCCGCAACCACGCAAAUAACGGGGAUGCUCAGCAACUUUCUGGUAACCGUCCUGAGUUGUCCGCCAACCCACCGCCUGUCAACGUCGACGACGCGGCAUUGGCCGACAGCGCUGUAUUCUCCAGUGAAGAGCUGUCAAUCCCAACAGGCCCCCGGAAUGGAAAGAAGCACACGCACUCGCAGCCUUCCUCGGACCGGGUCUUCUCGCCAACAGCGCUCCCUCCUGCCUCCCUGACCGAUUCGGAAAUCGCUCCCUACAAUCCUUCUGCAACGCCUGCGAAAGCCCAGAGCGCCUAUGCUGGACCCACUUUCCAUGCCUCCCCAGCGCCUUCCUCGCUUCCAAUUCCCAAGUUUCUCUCCAAAUCUGUUCCGGCGAAGAGCCAAGCUCAGCCGGGCCUUUCUACUCCCCCAGACCAAUGCUCCGCUUCACCGCCCUCUCCAACCCCCUUGCCACCUUCGCCUUCUCGCGCCCCGAUCCCAGUUCCGACGCACCAAGAAAAUUCUCCCCUUGAUAUGCUCUUCAGGGCUGACCGAGAAGAGAGAGCCAGAAAUGCUAAUCAUAGUUCUGCUUCUGCAAUCUUUUCAAACUCUGCAAACCAGCCUUCACGUAACGGAGAAGGCCGGCACAUCAAACAGGAUUCUCACAGUUCUCUCAGCGUCGUGUUUCCCAUAGAGAUGGAUGGCGAGAGUAAAGCCUCGCGUAUCUCCCCGCCUCCGGUCUCACUGGUAGCACAUCGUUCUGUUGCCGCCCCUUCUAAAAUCCCGCAAGUCGAGCAUCCUGCUUCUCCGAACAGCAACUCAAAUGCUGUCCAGGAUCUCUUGGACAGGCUUAACCUUUCUCAAGAGAAGCCCGUCGCAUCUACACCCCCACGAACAGCGGACCGCAUCCCCUCAGCGCCAUCAUCCCGAUAUCACACCCCAUCUCCUUUCUAUGAUGGUAGGUCGUCUUUUCGCAGCGCCUCGGGUCCCACAACUCCGGCCCCCCAAAAUCAAGAGUCUUCCGACUUCUUCUAUGGCAACCGCAAUCUUUCCCCCUUGUUUAAAGCGGCAAAGACGGAGCCCCCGAAGCGUAACUCUGGACUCCGUACGGAAAUCACCGCCGAUUCGCCAAUUAUGCUACAAGGAGGAUUCUCUGCUCUCAGUAGCUCAUCUAAAAUGGACGCGAACACUGUGUCUCGUAACUAUUUGGAUAACGUUCUUGGCCCAGUCAGCCCACGCCGUGGCUCAGCGCCCCAUAUCGAACCGUUCAGGGAACCGCCAAAUCAUCGCAAGACGAGGACGCCCGGGAGGCGCGCAUAUCACCCUCGUCCUGAUUCCUACCCUUACGCUAAGGGGAAUCAAAAUGGAUCCCUAAAUGGAAACUCUGUAACCCUUCCGAAGUCGAAGACAGCAAUUCCUUUCAUCCCUUCAUCUGUUCAGACGAAACAACAUUCUACGAAGUCUUCCAAUCCUUUGUCUUUAGAGGAGGAGCUCAAACAAUUACUUAACUUGAGGACGGGUCCUGAAGCUAUUCAUAGCGUCCGGUAGUUUUGGAGUCCGACCUCCUACUUUGAUAUCUUGCGGGUUAGACCAUCUGGAUCAGGUUCAUGACUGAGGUAGUACUUUCUUUUGUCAAUGUUCAGUUUGCGUAUGGUCUGUCUACUUUUACGAUAAUGU
Molecule: messenger RNA, 2048 nt
Organism: Lindgomyces ingoldianus
Lineage: Eukaryota; Fungi; Ascomycota; Dothideomycetes; Pleosporales; Lindgomycetaceae
Exons: 1
Coding region: 267-1919 (550 amino acids)
Source: RefSeq, a predicted model, not a curated record